AUGACAGGGUGGAAGGCGAAUGCACUCGUGGCACUCGUGGUGGUGUCGCUGACUAUCAUACUCCGACGCCUCCUGAUCAGGAUUCUUCGACAGAACAACAAACCACGCUCUGGAAAACUUGAGACUAUCUCCAGUCCAGAAAACCCCAAGUUUGAGAUCAUUGCUGUCCAUGGCCUAGGUGCCGACCCGAAAUACACAUGGUCGCACCCCGCGGCCCUUGGCUCGGACAAUAGAACGCAAGCAUUCGACACCAGUGAGCCACAAGGGCCUCCAGCAUCUCCAGACCGGAUCCAUCUACUUCGAGACCUGAUGCGAAAUGACUUUUCAGAGGCCCGGAUCUUGAGUUUUGAACAUAAUUCCCAGUGGCUCCUAGAUACCCCAGUCCAGACCACGGCAGCAAUCGGGCAGAAUUUGCUAAGGGAGCUCAAAAGCAAACAUUCUUCGCAUCUUCCUAUCAUCUUCAUUGGGCAUAGCCUUGGCGGUAUUAUAAUUAAGGAGGCUCUAUACAAAGAUGUCUCCAAGGAGAUUAUAAAGGACGUCUCUGGUAUUAUUUUUCUCGGUACCCCCCAUCAAGGCUCUUCCGUGUCCAAAGGCGGCGCCAUCCUUGCAUUCAUAACUAGGUUCCUAGGGUCAGAGCCGGCCUUGCUUCUGUCUCUUAGGAGGCAUUCGGACCAACUGAGUGAUAUUAGUGAAGGAUUCGGCAAACUUAUACCCAGGGAUAGGAUUAUAGCAUUCUUUGAGAAGAAGAAGACGUAUGUAUUAAGAUGCUUAAGUCUUGGUGUGGUUGUGCCGCGGGAUUCAGCCGUGGAGCACUCGGACGAAGAUCAACGCCACGGUUUUGACACCGACCAUUCGGGACUAAACAAGUGUGCCGGGCCCAACGACGAUCUUUAUGCGGUACUGAAGAGGUCAAUACACAGUCUGAGAGCACCUUCACCGCUUGAAACAGCUGACACGGUGAUAAAAAACAAUUGCUACACGGAAGAGAAGCUCAGAAUAGAGGGACUUUCCGGAAGGACGCUGUCUAUGGAGCAGUGCUACAUCAAUCUUGCCAUUGUGGAGCAAACCAGAAACCGUGCAGACCGGCAGGAUCGAGGUCCUAGUAAGACGUCUGCUUUCUCACUGUCCGCUCGGCUAAAGAUUGAGACGCCGGAAGAAGAGACCCAGAUUGCGCUGUCUGCAAUGUUCAACCCGCGGAAGGGAGUGGACGGCCAAACUGCACGACCAAGAAAGAUCUGGAUACGAGGACGCGCAGGGGUAGGGAAGACUACUCUCUGUAAGAAAAUGGUCCAUGAUUUCAAGAAUGGCACAAUGUGGAACGAGUUAUUUGACCGCGUCCUCUGGAUCCCAUUGCGAAAAUUGAAACAGCGUAUGGAUAGAGGGAGAUAUAGCCUCAAAGACCUUUUUAUUGAUGAGUUCUUUUCUCAGCAUAAGGAUACAGAGCGGCUGGCUGAGGCCUUAUACGACGCUUGCAAUCUCCCCAGCAAUAGAAGUCUGUUCAUUCUCGAUGGCAUGGAUGAAAUUUGGCACGAUUUAUCGCCUGAAAACGAUAUGCAGAAUUUCAUCAUAAAAACCCUUCUCGAACAGCCAAACAUCAUCGUUACUGCUCGUCCAUCCGUUACACCUCCAGUGGAUUUUCACCUCGACCUCGAAACGAUCGGUUUUUACCCUCAUCAGGUCUCUGAGUAUAUUCGGAACGCAGAAUCAGAAAAGAUGGCCCGAGACAUCCAAACUUUUGUUGACAGCCGCCCCCUUAUCCGAGGCCUUGUGCGGAUCCCUAUCCAGCUAGACGCGGUUUGCUGCGCUUGGGACAAUGUCUAUGAUAAUGCGCCAGAAACUAUGACUGGACUGUAUCAGGCUAUCCAGAGAGGACUGGGGACGAAGGAUGCUGUGCGCCUGAACAAAAAAUUGCAGGAUAAGCCUCUGCAUGAGAAAGUGGUCCUGAGGCCAGGCGAAGUCAAGCAUCUCACUAAGAGUGAGACCGAUACCAUUAUAGGCCUUGCAUUUACCGGGAUGUACAACGAUGUUAUAUACUUCGAUCCUAAAUGUCAGAACCUGGUGUCAACGCAUAUUGCCCCAGAUCAAGUCGCAAUCGAUGAGAUUCUUCAACGGGUUUCGUACCUGCGAUCAUCCGACAAUUCAGAAAAUGAAAUCUACCGAACCUACCAUUUCCUGCAUUUAACCCUCCAGGAAUAUUUUUCGGCCCGCUACUUCUUCGAGAAAUGGGUCAAAAAGGAGAAACUCAAGUGCCUCAGUCUCAGCACGGCGAAGCUGAAGGUGGACCACGUGGAACCUGUCGUCUUUCUACAGAAAGAGAAAUAUUCGGCAAGAUAUGAUAUCUUCUGGCGCUUCGUUGCUGGCCUAUUGGCUACUGAAGGCGAUGACUCCAUGAUAGCCGACUUCUUCGAUGAGAUACAUAAAAAGCCACUGGACCUUUUAGGCCCAGCCCAUCAACGACUGGUCAUGCACUGCCUAAGCGAAAUUCCGAGGGACAUGGAAAAUGGGGACAUCAAUUUUCCAUAUCGGAAAAAGCUAGAAGACGGCCUGAAGGAGUGGCUGCUCUUUGAGUAUCGAUAUACAGGAGAGGUUAAUUUAGCUAGGGAAAUGGAAUUCCCAGAGCACGCCUUGGAUGCUGCCUUCGAUGAAGGGACUGAUAAGAUGAAGAGAGCAGUUCUACGAGCAGUUUCUAAACGCGCCACACUUCCAAAUCUCAUGCUUAAACCGGUGACCUCGUGGCUUGAUGAUGAAAAAUCGGGCGUUCGAGACGCUGCCGUUGGAGCCUUAGCUAAACGACCGGACUUACCUGAAGGGUUGUUAAAUGCCUUGGCUACACGGAUUAAUGACAAGGAUUCGGGCGUUCGAGACGCUGCCGUUAGAGCCUUAGCUAAACGACCGGACUUACCUGAAGGGUUGUUAAAUGCCUUGGCUGCACGGCUUAAUGAUGAGGAUUCGGGCGUUCGACACGCUGCCGCUGAAGCCUUACUGCGAGAGCAGAAAGAGUUCUACUGCGGCCUUCUCGAAGACCCUCUUGUGAGAUCACUAUACAAAGUUUUGCUUGAGUUAAGCUUCAAGAAACAGUUCAGCUGGUACAUCGACAACAGUGAUUGCUGUAUCAACACGCCGGAGGGUACCAGAAGGAUUUUUGUUUCCAAUCAGACUGCCAAUGUCGAGGACAUUGUCAGAGAGAUUGCCCAUUACCUCAAUUAUGUGGCGGACUUUUGGUCCUCAUUGGUAGACAACGAUCUGCCAUCUCUGGCCAGAAUUGACCAGCAGACGGUGGAAGUGCUGCAGCUCAUGGCCCCCUCGGUCGAGUCCGCUGAAGUUCAUGGACUCGUGGUCAGCGGCCAGGCGUUUUCGAAGUUCGAGCUGCCCGAACGCGAGGCCAUUUGGAACAAACUCCGGUCGUUAAAUGGCUUAAUUCCAUCCCUCUACGCUUUCUUCGAGGAUUUCAAAUGUUUCGAAAACUGGACGCAUUGUUUGAAGCGGAUUUUUCCUGUGACGGAGGCCACCUUACGUGCCACAAUGGAGAGGCAGUGGGAGCCUCCCAACGAUGACGCCAAUACUUGCCUUGUCCAGCAUUCUCCCUCCGAGUUCUCCCGUUGGACCGAGCCGGUCACCACACCAUUUGACAUUUCGUAUCGUCAGAUGUGGAUGUACGCGAUGCGUCACUAUCCACAGAUGCCCCGGGAGCCCAAACGCCAGACCAGGCUAGCGAAACCGGCGACCGUCACGGCCGAUGAGUGCGCCGUAGUCGACAUGGCCUCCCUUGCCGGCCAGCUUGGAUUUCGAUCCUCUGCGAUUGCCGCCCUCCGGCAACGCUCAGCGGACCGAGCAAUUGCCAUGAAUGCAUUGCUCCAGGCCCGGAAGCCGGACCGAUUCACCUAUGACGCGUCUACAUUGGAAUCGCUCAUCGAUCAGAUAACGUCGUGCUUUCGGAUGGCGAGGCCAAUAGGUAGUGGCGCCGCACCUCCCUCUCUUCUAGGUCCUGCUGUGAAACAGAAAGCCCGUUGCGGACACCCUACUAUCCAGGAUCUGUCGCGGAACAGCCCAUCCCUGUUCCUCCCAUACAUGCACACAGCGGAAAUACCAGAUCGGGUUACCACGUUCUACAUCUGGCGACAUGUCUAUCUUGUCUUUUUUGGUCCACCACCCACAUUUGGCGGAGAUACAAGCCGUUCCGACCUCUUCGUGCCUCGCUCCCCGCCUAGCGUGGACAUGUCACCUUUGAUCACGCCCGCCUAUGGCGACGCGGUCAGUACUGAUCAUUUUUCCACCAGAGAAGGAGGCACCGCAAGUUCAAAUCAACCGUUCGAAGCCACAGCUCAGCCACAGCCUGCAAACGAUGGUGACUCAACUGGUCAAGAGGACACUGGUAGCACACGACACGCUGUUGUGUUACAAUCCACAGAGCGAGAACCUCGCUCACCAGGCAAUGAAGCCAGUUCGCAGCCGUUAGAACGCCAUCUGCAAAUUUCACGGCCGGUCACGCAAUUCGACAUGGCCGGAGUAUUGACGGCUCGGAAUAAAGCACAUUCAGAAAGAAACGUUCCGGAGUUGCCAGAGACCCAACCAGAGGCCCCCGAAAACGAGGAGUCUCCAGACGCUAGUCACCAAAGUCCGCACAGAAGCAACGGUUUGCGAGAGGCAAGAGUUGAUGGGAGCACCAACCAAGCAACAACCGAACGCUCAACUGCACGAUUGGCGCGGAAUAUCCCUGCCAGCGAGCAGCAGGCCGCCAAGGGGCCUAUUCCCGGAACCCAGCAAAACACGAUCCGGCCGACUGCAGAGAAAGAUAACCCGGGAGAAAGGGAGGGCGAGGACGGCCUUCAAGUCUAUCCAAACUCUGCCUCGCAGGAGCGGAACGAGGCGGCGGAAACUCCCACGUCCCAUUCUAGGCGGCUCCAUCAGACCCAUGACACAGGUAUCAAUCAGGCCUAUCAGGCCCGUACUGAUACAGAAGCAGGAACUGAUGACAUGGCAGGGGAUAUAAUCCUCAUGGAUGCUGAACAGAGGGAGAUGGGCGAGCAAGGGCAGCCCAUAGCUCAGCUACAACCAGCUACGAGCGACAGCCCAGAGCGCGGGCGGCUAGAAGAAGAUAGCCAUGUAGAAAGUGAGAGAGCUGACGCUCUUGCACGGCUUCAGGCAGGGCAGAAUAGCCCCACCGGGAUGGAUAUUGACUCUGAUUCUGGACAUAAUCCCCGGCCCCAUACUCAAAUGGAUAUCACCGAAUUGCUAGUGCAGACGCGGGAGGGGUCAGCUCAUUCGGAAAGCAACACGGCAUUUGAUCGCAGAAGCCCACAGGAGAGGAGCACUAGACCUCACCAGCAGCCAUCCAAGCCUGCAGGCGUUGGGAAGAUGCGGAAGAAUCCUAAGCCAAAUACUCGAGAUGUCAACCGGGCUGGUACCCGGGAUGCAGCGAUAGCAGACCAUCUGGAAUGGGAUCUGGCGGAGAACGACACAGUAACUGUCCCUAGAACCUCUCGCGAUGAUGCAACUGGACGCGAGAGACCGGAAGCCCCGGAGACUUCAGUAGCACGCCGGCAAGUUCGGUUUGAUGUCUCCAAUGACGAGCGUGCACUCAAUGAGCCUGAAGCGACCCCCUCCUCUGGCGUCGUCCGUCCUCAGCGAGUCACUCAAUACAACUUCAAAAGGCUGGCGGGCAAUCCACAAAGGGGGGUAGAGGCAGAGGCUGGACAGCCGCCAGGGGAUGGCCGAGUAAACAUCACUUUCUACCUCUACGAAAACGAGCAAUGGACGAUCGUUAACGUGGUUCGUGUCAACCCAUCCCAACCCUCGGAGCUGGUCAGGACGGUGCGGGAAUAUAAACGACACGGUAUGAUUCUGCAUGAUAUGAAGAUGCGUACAGUCAGCAUAUCGUCCAGCUUCACGGCCGCUACAGCCGAUGGUGCUAAUGUCCUCCUGCUAAUCCCACGAAAGACGAAGCAGCGAAUGGGGAGGCGACGGCGAAUCGAGCCCCCUAAUGUUGUGCGUGGGCAGUGA
Molecule: messenger RNA, 6000 nt
Organism: Aspergillus melleus
Lineage: Eukaryota; Fungi; Ascomycota; Eurotiomycetes; Eurotiales; Aspergillaceae
Exons: 6
Coding region: 1-6000 (1999 amino acids)
Source: RefSeq, a predicted model, not a curated record